Messenger RNA from Prorocentrum cordatum, 1425 nucleotides. NCBI's taxonomy places the organism in Eukaryota, Dinophyceae, Prorocentrales, Prorocentraceae. The record is from the annotation of a GenBank genome assembly.
UUUGUCAUAGCCAUUUGAGGUUCAGGCCAUUUCCGAGGCCUGAGGAUCCGAGGUGACCAUAUUUGGAGUUCGCCCCAUCGGACAUCGUGCAUCGCAAUGCCAGCCACCCUGUCCACCCCGUCCAAGGCCUCGAACCCUGCGCUGCUGAGCAGCGCAAGCCCUUCGACGGCGCAGCGCAGCUUCUUGGCCCAGCGCGUGCCGCUACCAGUCAAGACUGGCAACCACAUGAUCGACGACGAGGCUCUCGCUCGCAGGGAGUGCUUCAUGACCAUCAUCGACGAGUGCAGCGCCAACGACUCGCAUAUCCUGCCAUUGUUCAACGAGUUGAACAAGCGCCUGAGGGCCAUGGCGAAGGAGGUGAAGUGCGACGGAGCGAAGUUCGACUCGCUGGCGAAAGCAUUCGGCAACACCGACGAGGAGUUCAUGAUCAGGAUCAUCGUGUCGAACUCGGAUCUCACCUUGGCCGAAAUCGUCAAGGCGAAGCAGAUGGACGAUGGGGCAGUGUUUCAGCUCAUGCAGUUCGCGCUCCAGUGGCCGAAAUCGUUGAAGUACCCCGAGGAGGCCAGGGUUGUCGAAGUGCUCUCUAGGACGAUGACGGCUCGUCUCGGCGCGUGCGGGGACAGGCUCAAGCGUUUCAAGGCGAGGGGCGGCGUCGACUCCACAGGGGCGCUCCACUGGCGGGCUGGCAGCUACGAUCUCAAGUUCGCAGGUGGCAAGCUCACGGAGGUCACGCACAUCAGCGCCGACAAGGUCCAGAUCCCCCCAGGCUACCACAUCGACAACACCUACACGCUGAACUUAAAUUGGGACGAUUGGACCGCCUGCCUGAUGAAGCCGCCGAUGCCGCCAAUUCUCCUCUCGGAGUUCUUCAAGACUACGAAGACUGGCCCUUUCAAGAUCCCGAGGGUCACGCCGUCUUCGAAGGACUUCGCGAAGAGUGUGCAGGACACAUUCAACAUCUACAAGGCCGAGGUCGAGAGGGUGAACGGCACGGCCAGCGCUCCCAGCUCUUCGGGGUCCGAGAUCCAGAAGGAGUUGAAGUCACUCGACUCGGAGAAGAAGCGCAAGGCAAUGGAGAAGGCCAGGAAGUCCGCUUGCGACAAGAUGCAGGAGGUGAAGAAGCGCCGCUCGAUCUCUCUCGCGGCUCAGUCUGCGUGAGCUUCGACUUCCUGGCAUGGGAUGGGUGGGCUCGCCGAUGGGUCGAGCGAGCCAGCAUGGGCGAUCGAGCGUACUGAGGCCUUACUUUUACACGUGCUGGCGCAUAUUUCGACCUUGUCCGAUUUCUCUCGUUGCCGUCCUGGGGCUCUUUGUUCUCCGGCUUCGGAUGGGGGCAUCCCGAGCUGAAGCUCUUCAAGAUUAGCGCCGUGCACUCUUACUUCGAGGCAUCAGUUUCCAGCAGUACCAGCAUCCGCCCAUGGUUUUUUG